Molecule: messenger RNA, 5070 nt
Organism: Acanthaster planci (crown-of-thorns starfish)
Lineage: Eukaryota; Metazoa; Echinodermata; Asteroidea; Valvatida; Acanthasteridae
Product: molybdenum cofactor sulfurase-like
Biological process (GO): Mo-molybdopterin cofactor biosynthetic process
Molecular function (GO): molybdenum ion binding; pyridoxal phosphate binding; molybdenum cofactor sulfurtransferase activity
Source: RefSeq, a predicted model, not a curated record
GUAGGAACGAGAUCCAAAGACUCCAUCCAUUUUGUAUAUUGACUGGCGGGUAAAUGGAUUUGGAUCCUAAAGACAUAUUAACGUUUUGUGUCUAAAGCACAUGGAGCUUUGAAAUACAUGGUUGAGGAGCUGCAAAGCAGUGUAAGUACUUCUAUCAGCGUUUACUAUGCGUGCUAUUUUCACGAAGAUCGCACGAAUCGGAGCGUUUUCAAGGACAGACAAAAGUGUUUGUUUUCAAAAUAAAAAAUGUAAUUGAUGUUUAUAAAUAUUAUUUUGUAGUUUUGUUUUGCUCCUUUUUCAGGAAGUAUCAUUGCUUGAGUCAAGGGAAUGCUAAUGUAGGCCCAACCCGGGCGAACUGUGCAAAAUAUUGUUCCUCUAUUCAUAAUGACAUAAUGUGCAUUCAUUCAUUCAUUUAUUACUUUACCACAUGGGAAAGCAAUAAUGUGAGUAUAAGCAUGAAUAUUGACAUAAUAUUUACAUCAAUAAUUAAUAUCCCUUAAUUCAUAAUUGCAUUAUAACCGGUGAGAUAACCUGACAAAUAUAUAAGAUAUAUAUACAUGAGAUGUGAUGUAGGCCCUAGAAGGGGAUCCAAGAAGUAGGGCUUAUCAAGUGGGAUCCCCUUGAACUAAAAUAGCUACAUUUUAACGAUGACAAAAAACAAUAAUAACAUACAAAUUAUGCAGUGUUUACCCUUGCCGUCAAAAACGUUGAAUGAAAAAAAAAAUUUAUCGGCCCCCAGAGAUAAUUAGGCUUUAAUUGUUAUUUUCUGGUACUGCUGGUUUCGCUCGUCACUCCACGCCCAUACAGGGCGCCGAGAAGAGCUAAUCCGUUUCACACGGGGUCACGAUUUUGCACACGCAAAACAUUGCGAGAUGUAAGCACAGAUGCGAAAGCGGCUCAAAUGUGCCAUGAUAACGUCCUAAUAUAAUCCACAACUAAUUUCCGUAACAAUUAGCAAAAUGUAAUGACAAAAUGAUUUACCCAAGAAUGUUUACAAAGGAAGUAAUGACCUCGCGGGUCACAGGCCGUAAAAAGUUGGCCGAUGAGAGCUUAAAAGCGAUUGGCCCUAAGGUUAAGGGAAGGCCUCCCAGCGUCCUCUGUGGACGCUAGGCUGAGUUCAGGCGGUUUGGUUCUCGAACAGCUCAAUUUAAAUUUGUUGUUGGUGUGUCGGCCGGUCGAACGCCGGGAACCUACAACCAGUUACUAUACUGCUGGCUGUUUAAUGGCAAGCAACAUGCAACAUUAAUUGCGGCGUCCAUGUACAGUACGUUAUUCGAAAGUUGAUGCUUGGAUGGGCUAAAUUCUUUUCUAUUUAAACAGGAACAUUCAUUCCUCUGUUAUGAAAAAUAAUUAAUGUUAAUUUUAAACUCCCUUUGUUUGUGGCUUCGAAGCCAUCUCUCUACUGCUGAGAGGUAAGCUUUAAUGCCUGGUCUUGGAUAACAAAAUCCCUGGAUGCUCUACUUGCAGUUGUUGAAAAACAAAAAUUUCACGAGUUUUCGAGUGUGUUCCUGUAAAACCCUGGCAAGCAGGUGGUGUGAUUCUGUUCCGAGAACAGUGUUCUUGGAUAGUUUUCCCGCCGUUCGAGCGCGAGAACAAGAAACAGACAGACUGCCCGAAUUCGACGGCAAUGGGCGACGAGGGAAACUGCUGGUGAGUUUGUCUCAAAUACCAGCGGAGGGCGCUGUUGUCAUUGACAUUAUCAAUGUACAUGUACAUGCCCAAGUAUUAUGUAUGCAUGUAUGAUCUACUGAUAGUACAUGUGUAGUACUAUGGUGAAGUCCUUGCAUGACUGGUAAUGACCAGACGUCAGCUUCUUAGAAUUCCGUUUGUGCCUACUGCUGCAGUUUGAGAGUAUGCUGAGAGGUAAGCUUUAAUGCCUGGUCUUGGAUAACAAAAUCCCUGGAUGCUCUACUUGGAUGUUGUUGCGUUCUCGUGGCACUACCACUGACAGUAUCCGGUAUCCAUGGAAACUAUGGAUGGCUAUAAUAGCAACAUUGAAAACAUCAGAAAACAGGAAUUUCCUGGACUUUCAGAUAUAACUUACUUGGAUCAUGCAGGAGCAACCCUUUAUGCAAAAAGUCAGCUAGCUUCUGUGCAACAAGAUCUUAUGAGUCAUGUUUAUGGUAAUCCACACAGUCCAUGCGCUAGCAGUAAACUCAGCACAGACACCAUAGAACAAGUCCGCUACAGAAUAUUGCAACAUUUUAACACGUCUCCAGAAUUUCAUUCUGUCAUCUUCACCGCGGGAUGCACAGCAGCACUUAAACUCCUUGCUGACAAUUUUGACUGGGCUUGUCACAACCACCUAUCUCAGCUUGAAGAAACAACACCAAAGUCAAGUAGUAGCCAAAGUCCAGAAAAUCCAGAAGUCCAGUCUUGCUUGAAACAACUCGGCAAUGUCUCACAACUGUCAUACACAAGUGUACUCCCUGAAAAUCUCAACCAGUAUUCAUACCAAGUCAUCAGCAACUCAUCACAGGAUAAAGUGCAGUUGAUGUGCUCCCAGCAUGCAAUGCAAAAACACCUUUCCCAGAAUACAAUGCGAAAAGCAGGGCUUUUCUGCUACCUCUUGGACAAUCAUACAUCUGUCGUUGGGAUGCGGGAAAUUGCUAAAUCAAAAGGUGUAGAUGUGUUUUGCAUCACAUACCAAGAUAUCAAAGGCAACACUGACAUUCUGAUUAGAAUGUCUGGAAAGUGUUUUCAAGAACUUUGUAGUUCAUGUAAUCACCCAGAGAAUUGUUUUGUAGUCAAGGAAGGACCAAGGAAUUGUCUGUUUGCAUACCCUGCUCAGUCAAAUUUCUCUGGUGUCAAGUAUCCUCUUGAACUGGCCAGUGAAGUCAUAAGUAGUUCUGAUUUAAGCCCCUUAGACCACUGGGCUGUUGUUCUUGAUGCAGCAUCUCUUGUUAGCACAUCUCCUCUAGAUCUGUCAGAGUGUGAGGCAGAUUUCAUUGCCAUCUCCUUCUACAAGAUGUUUGGAUUUCCAACUGGCCUUGGGGCUCUGAUUGUGAGGAAUGAUUCUGCUCACUUUCUACACAAGAGUUACUUUGGAGGUGGCACUGUGCAGGCUUAUCUAGCACAACAUCAGUUUAGUGUCCCCAAAUCAAGUCUCACAGACCAUUAUGAAGAUGGGACCCUACCCUUCUUGGACAUCAUUGCCUUGAAGCAUGGUUUUGAUACCCUUGAAAGACUAGCAGGAAACAUGUGCUCCAUCUCUGACCACACCUUCACUCUUGCAAAAUAUGUCCACCACAAGAUGUCUUCUUAUCGCCAUGCCAAUGGCCAACCUGUUGCCAACCUGUUCUGUGACAAUGACUUUGAGAAUAAGGAGCAACAAGGACCAGUAGUUAACUUCCUGUUGCUGAGAUCUACUGGAGAGUUUAUUGGCUACACACAGAUUGAGAAGCUUGCAUCACUACAUGGUAUCCAUCUGCGUACAGGGUGUUUCUGCAAUACGGGAGCAUGCCAAAGACACCUUGACUUAACAGAUGAACAGGUGCUCAGCAAUUUCCAGACAGGGCAUGUUUGUGGUGAUGAGGUGGACAUUAUCUCUGGCCAACCAACUGGAUCAGUUCGCAUCUCAUUUGGCUACAUGUCCACUCUUGCUGAUGCUAAUAAGUUUCUUAGCUUUGUGGAAGAAUGCUUCAUGGAGAAAUCAAAUCAAACUGACUCAACCAAAGAAGUUAACAGUUAUGCAGUGAAAGAGCAGACAUCUGAUCAAGAUGUGAAUUCCAUCAAGGACCAGUUUCCUAGCAGCUCACAGAACGAUAACCCAAGUCAAACACAUGAUGUUAAGUCUGAGCUAGACGAGCUAAGAGAUAAUAGUCAGCAGUCUUGCAUCACUAGUCCUACUAGUAUCAGCCUACCUAGUAUGGUGGUAAAGAAGAUCAUACCAUCUGGCAAGAAAGUGUUGACCAAUAUCUUCCUGUAUCCAGUGAAAUCAUGUGGAGCAUUUGAGGUUAGUGAAUGGCAGAUAGGUUCAAAGGGAUUACUGUAUGACAGACAUUGGAUGGUGGUGAAUGAGAAUGGGGUGUGUCUUAGUCAAAAGAGGGAGGAGCGACUGUGCCUUAUUAAACCUGUUGUUGAUCUGAAUAACAGGUGCCUGUGGCUACAAUGUCAAGGACUGUCACCCAUCAGAGUGCCUGUUGAUGUCAGAUCUGAGAUAAGUAGCAAUCCAUCUUCCAAGAUACAUUGUCAGAGUAAAGUAUGCUUUGACAGAGUGCAGACAUUAGACUGUGGUGAUACAGUUGCUAACUGGUUGUCAGAUGCCUUAGGGAAGAAGUGUCGUCUCCUCCAACAGAAUCCAGAAUUUGAGCGAAACUGCAAACUUGUGAAAGAUGCUGCAAGUGUUACUAGAAGCCAUCUCUCCCUUGUCAAUGAAUCUCCAUUCACUCUGCUGUGUAGAUCCAGUGCUCAGUCUCUACGUAAAGCCAUUGGUGAAAGAUAUACCAACCAGCCAAUCAUAAACCCAUCUGAAAACAGAAGUGAUCCGUUUGAACCGAUCACUGCAGAGUUUCCAUUAAGUACAGAGAAAGGGAAGGGGCUCAAUCUACAUACAGAGGAGUUGAUUGGCCGGUUUCGUGGAAACCUGGUGAUUGAUGGAUGGGAGGCCUUUGAUGAGGAUGAAUGGAAGAAGAUACAAAUUGGAAGUCAUUUGUUUACAGUUGCAGGAGCUUGCGUUCGAUGUCAGAUGGUCUGUGUGGACCAGAAUACAGCAAAGAGAAGCACAGAACCAUUGCUGACACUGUCCUUCUUUAGAGGAAAAAAGGUUCCUUUUGGUAUUCACCUACUACAAGAUGAAGCAUCCUUUGAAGGAACUACUCUCCGAGUAGGGGAUGAUGUGUCUGUUAUCCAGGGACAGUAAACUUAAAUGUUAUUGGUAAACAAAUUAUCCACCAUUGGCCACAAAUAGCAAGAAUUGUUAGACUUGUUCUCAGCUAUUUCCGUAUGUCAUGUGACUAGAACUCGUCUUGGUUAUGUCUUAGGUACAUGUACUUCAGUUUUCAAGGUGUUGAAGUCUCAAAGUGAAGUUGUCAUUGAAUUUUUGGUGCCUUUGUUAUAACGGUUUGGGCU